AUGGAAAAUCAAAUACGACUUUUAAGCGACAUCGCAGCAGAAAUUUAUGACGAUGAGAAUAUUGUAACAAACACAUCUUCAGAGCAGAUGGAUGUAGAAACUGUGAUUGUAAAAAUGUUUAGGCACUUUGAAUCAAAGGCAUCAAUUGAUCCUAACUUACCAAAACUUCAUAGGAAUGUGCACAGUAAAUUGUUAAAAGGUGCUAUUUUUCCAAUCAUAAGUGCAAUUUUUUCCCAAGAAAAUAAAGAAUUGGUGGAAACAGUCUUAUUCAAUCAAGGUGCUUUGCAAGAGUACAUCAUAAUAUGCUGUCAAUCACCCGAUGGAGGGCUCAUUGAUAAGCCUGGCAAGCCUCGUGAUAUUUACCAUACUUGCUACACAUUAAGUGGAUUAUCCGUGGCACAGCAUGGCACAAGUGUGGGUGAUCCCUUUAUUGUAGGUACACCACGCAAUGAACUCAAAACAGUACAUCCAUUGCAUAAUAUUGCACCUCAUUGUGUGUACAAUGCAAUGGAUUAUUUUAAAAAGAAAGAUUUC
Messenger RNA from Iphiclides podalirius (scarce swallowtail), 534 nucleotides. Lineage: Eukaryota; Metazoa; Arthropoda; Insecta; Lepidoptera; Papilionidae. The record is from the annotation of a GenBank genome assembly.